CACUGUAUUUGAUGUCCUGGGGGGAGAUGCAACCUUGUAUGUCGUUUUGCCAGCAACAAAACUAACAAUAUAGUCGUGUGCCAUUGUUUAUUCGUCUUUUAGCAUCGUAACGAUAAUUUAAAACGUUCGUGUGAGUGUAAGCCAUAAGUGUGAAUACAAUGCGGCGUAUCGUGGCUUUUAUCCUGAUAAUAUUAUUCGUACCUGAUGGAAAUUAUGCGAAAAACAUAUCAGUCUCAGUGUUCUACGAGAGUCUCUGCCCAGACAGUGUAGAUUUUCUCAGUAAUCAGUUUUAUCCUGCAUACAUCUCGAUCAAAGAAAAAAUCCAGGUUGAGUUGGUACCAUUCGGCAAGGCCACCGCAAACUGGGCGAACGGAACUUGGAUUUUCUCUUGCCAACACGGCCCUAAGGAAUGCUAUGGAAAUAUGGUCCACAGCUGUGCUAUAGAUUUAUCUCCUGGUGACAAUAGCACGGAAUUCGUUGUCUGCGCUAUGAAAUCCGGUGAUGCUAGUCUUGAUGGCAAUUUGCAACAGUGUGCCAUCGACCACGGUGUUAAUUGGACGGAGAUCCAGAAUUGUGUGAAAUCUGGAAAAGGAAACGAACUUUUGGCAAAGAAUGGGAACCGAACCGGGGAAGUCAAAGAGAAGGUCACUUUCAUCCCCAUGGUGGUUUUCGAGCACACAUACAAGGAGGCUCUGCAAACGAUUGCCCUCAGGAAUUUCCUAGAAAUAUCGGAGUUUCUCAUAAGUGAGAGCGAGUGCGAGAGAUGCAAGCGGAGAGGGAAGAGUGGGGGUUCCCCUAAGCACUUUUCGUCGAUUUUAGUGUUGUUAAUUUCAGUGUUACCCAUCAAAGUAUUAUUAUAGGAUUUUUUUCUAGUAUUAUAAUCUCCAUUCACAGCACAUUAUUCAUGCUGUUUCGUUUUUUCUCAAGUUUGGCCAACCAAAACGAAUUUAUGGAAAAAUUGACUCAUUUUACAAUAAAUAAUUUCUAGAAAUAUCAUUUUUUAUUUCAACCUCAUGAAAAAAAAAUUAUUGUUGUCAAAUUUAAAGUAAUCUCGUAACUUGUUGAACAGACGAUCAAGAUAUGUGAAGGGUAAUUGUUUAUAUUUCACUCAAUAGCUAUCUCAUUUAAUAUUGGUCUUGCAGAAAAGUUAAUAUGGACAAAAUCAAGUAUUUUUCAUGGGCAUUUAGGAUCUAGUACUGAAAAAUGCAAAAAAGCACCGUCAAUCUAAACAUUUUACAUAAAGUGGCAUUUUACAAAUGGAACACCUUGUAUUUUAUUUUACUGAACGGUAGAGCUCUUUCUCCUGAUUUCAAAUAUAUCUAUAUACCGGGUGUAAUAAUUGAUGUAUCGUCCUAAUAUCGUGAUAAUAGGGACAUGAAAACCGUUUUGGUCAAUAAUGAAUAGUUUCGACAAAAAAAAUUCCUGAAGUUGAAAAAGUCUCAAUUUUUCACACCCUAUAUCUUUGUAAUCAUUUCAGCUAGACCCCAACUGUGAUAGAUCGAUGAAAUCAGCUCUCCAGGGAGAAUCUUAAAAUGCAAUAAAAUACAGGGUGUCCUAUGGAAAAAAAUAUGAAUGUUGCCCAUAAGUAUUUUUUGAGAUGUUCAACUGUUUCUCUGUUGGCAUAUAUGAAAUCUACAGGAAGAAAUAUAACAGAACAUUCAACAAUACCUUCAUUGUAGAAAAAAAAAUGCGACAAUUAUUCAUCCUCAUCCAGUAUUGUAUAUAAUUCCAUAUUUGACAACUCCAAAUACAUCAUUUUCUCAAAAAAGUAUGAUCGUUGAUGCACUCUUUAAUUUUUUUUUCGAUAUUUGAUUAAGACUUGUCUAGGAAUGAUUGGUGACAAUAUUUUGGUAAAUAGAAAUGAAAUCGAUAACACAAUAAACGUUCAACAUAGUUAUUAUCCAAACCAGCCCCAUCCAUUAGUUUGAGGUAAUUUUCUGUCUUUGCAAAUCUCCGGUUUGUUUCCUUCAAUUUUGCUGCACACAACAGCAACGAAAUCUUGCAACGACUGACUUUGGGCAUCACUGUUGUAUUUUUGGUCAUAAACUAUCGUAGGAACGAAGGAUAUCUGAGGAUCCAAUUGCCAAGUCAAAUCACCGUUUCGAGCCAAUAGUCUGUCACCUUCAGAGCUUUCAGAGCAUGCCUUGAUCUUUGCUGUGUUCAAAUUCAGUAACUCAGCACACUGAAAAAUA
Molecule: messenger RNA, 2192 nt
Organism: Phaedon cochleariae (mustard beetle)
Lineage: Eukaryota; Metazoa; Arthropoda; Insecta; Coleoptera; Chrysomelidae
Source: the annotation of a GenBank genome assembly